Molecule: messenger RNA, 1360 nt
Organism: Daldinia loculata
Lineage: Eukaryota; Fungi; Ascomycota; Sordariomycetes; Xylariales; Hypoxylaceae
Product: cysteine proteinase
Exons: 1
Coding region: 178-1134 (318 amino acids)
Biological process (GO): protein deubiquitination
Molecular function (GO): cysteine-type deubiquitinase activity
Source: RefSeq, a predicted model, not a curated record
CUUCACCCCGCGUUGAAAUAAAUAAUUUAACCUUCUAUCUAGAUUAUCUAGAUUAUCUAGAUUUCAACUCGAAAUCGUUUACGAUAUUGAAGAGUCUCUAAGGACCCCUAGUUGACUUCCUAAGAUUAAACCACGACCGCCAAAUAAAUUGAGACGAUAUCCUCCCUUCAAACUAUCAUGGAGUCCUUAGAGGCUAUUCAGGCUCGGCAUCGUAAAGAACAGCGCGAAUUGCAAGCGCGAAUCACGAACAAGAAGAAGAAUGCGACAAAAAAGACGCGGAAGGGUGUCAACGAUGAAUGCGCCGAGCUUGAGAGGCAGUUAAAAGGGAAACAGGAACAAGAGAUUGCUGCGAUAAACGGAGAUGGCGACGGCGACAGCGAGGGACGUGCAACGGGCGAAAUAGAGGAACAAGAACAACAAGAACAACAAGAAGCUUUGCAAGAACAAAAUCUCAACAGAGGCGCGACGAAUGGGAUAACAGAGCAAUUAAAAGAUAUAACCAUCUCCCCGCCACCAGAAUCCGACCCGGCGACACAACAACAGCAGCCCAAGAAGCGGAACCGCCAAAAGGAGCGGAUGGCGCGGAGGGCAGCAGAACAAGAAGCAGCCACCAUAGCCGCCGAGCAAGAGGCAGCCAACAUGACAGACCACCGGAAAAUCGAGAAGACAUACCUGCUCAAAGAAUUCAAGGCUAACAACCUAGUCGAGAAGGAGAUACAGCCAGACGGGCACUGUCUAUUCUCCGCCAUAGCAGACCAGCUACAAACGCGAGACAUACCACUCGGCCCGGACACAGAGACAAAAGGCAAGCCGGCGUACAGAGUAGUACGGCAGGCAGCAACGGACUACAUGGAAGCGCACGCGGACGACUUCGCGCCGUUCCUGGAGGAGCCGCUGGACACGUACGUGCCGAAGAUCCGGGACACAGCGGAGUGGGGAGGGCAACUUGAGUUAUCGGCAUUGGCGAACGCGUACGAUGUCGAGAUUAAGGUGCUGCAGGACGGGCGGACGGAGACCAUCGAGCCGAGUACGGAUAAGGGGGGGGGUGCGGAGAGGCAGAGGAUAUGGCUGGCGUAUUAUCGCCAUGGGUACGGCCUUGGGGAGCAUUAUAAUUCGCUGCGGAAGGUGGAUUAGAAUAUCAGAAAAGAAAAAACAUAGAAAAAUAAUAAAAUAAUAAAAUAGAAGAGAACUUGGGGUUCUGGGCUAGUUUCUCCCGAGAGUACGUGGCUACGGUAUACAUCUACCUCGGCAUGAUCCUCGGCAUGAUUAAACUUAUUCGUGUUGAAGUACGUAGGCCGCACGAUUUAUAUCCCCCAAAAACGUCCACCGAGGGAGAUUCUGCUAUGUUUUAUACGCUGUG